GAAAGACGGUAAAACGCGGUGAGGCAAGGCUCGCUCGCUCGCGCCAAGAGGAUGUGCGCCGUGCCGCCGCGCGGACGGUGGAAGGAAGCGCGCGCGCCGCUCGUCAGCCGCUGCUUCCCCGUGCGAAGCGAAGGCGCGUUUCCUCUCGACGCCUCUUCGUGCUGCGCUUCCAGACCUUCGGCACUUCGCUCCAAAAUGGACACUGUCUUUGUGACCGCAGCUUUACUCGCCUUACUGGGCUCGGCUCCGGCAGAGGGUUUCCUCAUUGCUCACCCACACAAGACUUUAUGUCUCUCAAGAAAAAGCAUGGUGGUGUUUCUUGGCAAAUGUGACGUGACGAACCCGGAGCAGCAGUGGAGCUGGACCAGAGACAUGAAGCUCCGCCACAGUCAGUCAGCCCUGUGCCUAUGGGCCGAUGCCAGCGUCUACGUGCCCGAUCACACUCGGCUGGCCUCCCUAGCUGACUGCACGGCGGCCCCCCCGUGGAUGUGCUACGAUCAGAAGGGCACCCUGGGGCUGGCGGAGAGGCCUCUGUACCUCAACAAGCAAGGUCAAAGGGCAGUGCUCAGUAAGAACCCCAAGUAUGCCAAAUGGACCAAGUACAAAGAGGACUCAGGGGGAAGGAUGGUGAUGGACCCCCUCUGUCUGCCCAGUGGUGACACGACUCAUGCGUCCACCACCAUUUCUUCAUCAUUCUCCACCACGUUAAGCCUCAACACAUUGAGCUUCCUCACCAGGGAAGUCUUCUCGCCAACAAGCCAUCUAAGAACCAGCACAAGAGAACGACACACCAGAUCAGCAUCUAGCACCAGCAGCGCUGUUCAGACACAGAGGACCAGUAUUACGGAUGUUGUACCUGAUACAGACAUGCCUGAAGUUGCUCUUGAGGGUCGCACUACCAUUCUCAAGCUUCCACCAGCCACUCCUUCACCAGACUCCACAGCAGAGAGGAUCUGGGCACCCACUGAGGUUCUUUUGAAGACAGAAGACUCAACCCUUAUCGCCAACACUCACACUGCAGCCGUUGCAGCUCCUACCAUGACGUCAGAGGCUAUAAUCUUGACAGAUGAAGUCCUGACAGGUCACAUCACUAUGACCACUGAAACUGUUAGCCAUACAGAUAAAGGUCUCAGUAACACAGGUCACCUUGCUUCGACUGCCACUCCAUUUCAAGGAAAUUUCACCGCAGCUCUUACCACAAACACUGUCCUUCCCAUUGCCGAUAACACUCCAUCUGUGUCUCGUGCUCAUACUGAAGAUGCUCUGUCUCCAUCAAAAUCCUCCUCAACUUCUUGUGCAAACACUAUAGCUGAAACUAUAACCACUAUAUCUACCUGGAGAGAUGCAGAGCUUCCCAGAUUUACUGCUGCUUCUUCUGCAAGUCCUGUUGAAACAGGGGCUUCUACUAUAAGUCUUGUUGACCCCUUUGCAUCCACUACAGAUGCAGAAAUUCCUACGUCUGCUGAAGACCCCAGUGCAAAAGAUGUGGCAUCCACUAUGACCAGUACUGCUCCUUUCAGUACAACUGGGACUGUCACAAGGCUUGACAUGACUGACAUUGUUCCUGCACCUCCUGAUGCACUGACAGAUGAAUCCACUAUUAUUUUAGGACACAGUAUCAACAGUGAACCCACCAUUAGUGUAGUUUCCCAUGUGACAUCUGAAGAACCCACAGUUCCCACUCUUGGCACUGGAAAUCCAACUAUUCUUUUAGUUCCCUAUGUGAUGCCAGAGGAAACCACCUUCAGUGCAAAUCCCACCACUGUAGACCAUGGCAUUACUGAUGCUCCAAUUACAACCACAAUAGAACUUGCAGUCAGUACAGGUGACUCCACAGCGAAUAAUAAAUCUUCUUCCAUGACUCCGGCCCCCAGUAUGAUCCCAAAUGCACAUACGGUUACUGUGGCUCCCCGCAGUGCUACCACCACAUCUCCCACAAGGAGAACAACAGGGCCUCCCAUUGCUACUUUUAGUCACACCAUAAUUUCUGGAGUGCCAGGAACAGCUACAUCUCCUGCUAUAACUACAUCAGAGCCUGCUGUCAGUACGGUUGACCACACUACAGUUACCCAAGAUUCAACUGUCAGGACCACAUCAGGUUCUGUGACUCAUACCAUUUCUCUUGCACCUACAGACCCCAACACAGGUACCAUGGAAUCCACCAUGUCCAGUGCAUUUUCCAUUUCAAUCACUCCAUCUAUGGCUGCUACUGUACCCCGCAGGGCUACCACAGAGACAUUUAUUAAUGCCACCAAAACAGCAUCUACCCGCACAACUAAAGCCCACACUACACAGUCAACCACAACUACUUUAAAAACAACUGCCUUUACUACAAACCCAACCACAAUAAUGACCAGCCCUACUAGAACCACCACUUCAGCUUCGUCAACAGAGCACCUAUGGACUACGACAUUGUCCACAACAGCUAUCACCACUCAAAAGUAUGAGACCACCGAGUCUGCACGCUGCUCCGUCACCGUGACCAAGGCUGCAGCCACCACGAACGAGGUGACCUUACACUGGAGCACACCUGGACAGCCGUGUAACUUCUGUGUCCUUGCCACGGACGGCCACACUGGGCUCACGGAGAGCACGGGCUGCCUGGCACGCAAUGCACAUGACGAGGGUGGCGCGUACGUGUGGCGCAUGGGGGGUUUGCAGCCGGGCACCGUGUACCACCUGGCAAUAGAGUCCCGCGAGGACACGCUGGGAGCGAACGUGACAGUGCGCACAGACCCACAGGAACCAGCAAGUCUAGAUGUCCAGCAGGUCUAUAAUGGGACUUGGGGGCUCCUGGUGUCCUGGCCUCACUCCCCAGGGCAGGUGGACUGGUAUGAGCUGACCCUUGAGGAAGUGGAGACAGGAGAGAACAGCAGCACCCGAGUCGAUGGCUCUGCAGCCCCCCAGUUGGGCUUCUUCGCCCUGAGCCCUGGCACCCACUACACUCUCAGUCUGGUGGCCAUCGCUGGGAACAAGACCUCGCCAGCUGUGCAGAGCAAAGUGGCCACAGCUCCCUCUCCCGUCAGCAUUCUGCAGCUCUCGCCGUCCUCUGACGACCUGAGCGUUUCCUGGAAGCCAGGACCUGGGAAAGUUGAUAAUUUCCGCCUUCUUCUGUGGGACUCAAAUGGUCUGCUCCAGAAUCUCACACUGGAGAGCAGCAUCGCUUCCCACAGGCUGAUAGGCCUGGUCCCGGGGCGGCUAUACAACAUCACUGUCGCUGCAGAGUUUGAAGGGCAGCAGCGCAGCGUCUCAAAGCAGGCUCGAACAGUGCCUGCUGUGGUGUCCAACCUGAGAGUGGAGAGCAACAGCAGCCAAGCCAACCUAAUGGUAUCAUGGGAGCAGGUCCUGGGUGAUGCACACUCCUACCUGGUCACACUGACCUCCUUGGGCUCGCUCCCCCAGCAAAAGACCCUACCCCGCAGCACCACUGAGGUGCUCUUCGAUGGCCUGACCCCAGGGGCUGAGUACCAUGUCUCUGUCAGCACUCUGAGUGGGGAGCUCUCUGCUCAGAUAAACACCACUGGGAGGACAGCACCAGACAAAGUAGCCCAGUUGGAGAUGGUGGGUCUCAAUGACAAAAAAGCUCUGAAAAUGACAUGGACCCCCCCUCGCGGAGAGUGGGACAGCUACCGCCUGCUGCUUCUGGACGGCUCGCAAGUGCUGGUGAAUGUCACUGUGGGGAAGAACACCCAGGAGUUUAUCUUCUCCAAGCUGGACCUGGUCCCUGGACGACUGUACAGUGCUGCGGUCACUGUGGAGAGCGGACCACUGAGCAGUACUGAGUUCUGUCAGGGGAGAAUAGCCCCACUGGCAGUGCAGAAGCUGCAGGUCCGGCACGUGGAUGAGACUUCGCUUGGUGUUCUGUGGAGCCACCCGGUGGCUGAGUGGGACAGUUACACCGUAACUCUGCAGCACGCGAACAUGGUUGUCACCGAGAAGACAUUGGCCCGUGAUGUGCAGGAGUACACGUUCAGUGCACUUGUGCCUGGUCGAUUGUACUCCGUCAUGGUGACCGCCCACAGCGGAAACCUCCACAGCUCUACUUCUGUGAUGGGACAGACAGUUCCUGCAGCAGUCACACACUUGCACUUAAGCAAUCAAGGUCUGACGGACUGCCUAGACAGCAGCUGGCAGAGUGCAGUGGGGGAUGUCGACUCAUACCGCGUACUCCUUGUCCGCAAUGGUGUCAUUAUCAAGAACGAGAGUGUGUUGGCCGACACCACAUCCUGCCGUUUCCAUGGCCUCGGGCCAGGUGCUCUCUACAAGGUGGUGGUGACCUCCAUCAGCAAGGGGCUGUCCUCCAAGCAGGUGGUCAAGGAGGGCCACACAGUGCCCGCAGCAGUGGGGGAUGUUACAGUCAGUAACAAUGGGCGCACGGACUUCCUGAGUGUGUCGUGGCGACCAGCGCAGAGCGAUGUGGACAGCUACCGGGUGACCCUGUGGGAUGGGGAGAAAACACUAGCGCCAUGUGUAACCACAACCAGCCCCGAGUGUGUUUUCAAUUCGCUGGUGUCCGGGCGCCUCUACAACAUCUCCAUUGCCUCCUGCAGCGGCAUCUAUGAGAACCACACGAUGGUGCAGGAGCGCACACAACCAUCUCCUGUUCAGAACCCCACGGCAAUCCACUCCGCUCGUGAUGACUACCUGAAGGUAUAUUGGCGGCAUGCUGCGGGCGACUUUGACUUCUACCGGGUGGCCAUCAAGCACAACAAUCAGCUGCUGCAGAACCAGACAGUUCCCAAGUCCCGCAAUGAGUGCGUCUUCCAGUCUCUGGUGCCAGGCCGCCUGUAUACAGUGCUCAUCAGCACCUGGAGUGGGAAGUAUGAGGCCAGCGUGUCCACAGAUGGGAGGACAUUCCCGGCAGCAGUGACUGCCCUGACCCUAGCUGAGCGUGGAACGGAGGACCUGCGGGUAACCUGGCAAGGAGCUCCCGGUGACGUGGACCACUAUGAGGUGCAGCUGCUAUACAGCGACAUGAAGGUGCUCCCACCCAUCACACUGAGCGGAACAGACAGGGAGUGCCGGCUGAGCUCCCUCACUCCGGGCCGCCUCUACAAGAUCGUGGUGUCCACCUUCAGUGGGCCCAACCAGAAGGCCCAGUUCAUCGAGGGCAGGACAGCACCCAGCAAGGUGAAGAACCUCCACGUGACCAACAGUGGCCAGAGCAGUGGCCUGAAGGUCAGCUGGACCCCAGGGGAGGGUGAUGUGGACAGCUACAAAGUGUUCCUUCUGACGGGAGGCCAUCUUCUGGAGAUGCGGGUCAUACACAAGCCCAUCAGCGAAGUGGCCUUCCAGGGCCUGACGCCGGGCCAGCUGUACAGCAUUGUGGUGCAGUCCAUUAGCGGAGAGCUACACAACAACCACACGGCCAGUGGGCAUACUGUGCCUUCCUCUGUGGGCGGCCUGCUGGUGGACAGCCAGCAGAGCACCAACAGCCUGCUGGUGUCAUGGCACCCUGCUCGGGGUUUGGCUGAUGGCUACAGGCUGCAGCUGCUGGAUGAGAAGGGCAUCCUGCUGUUCAAUCACUCGCAGCCUUCUGACAACACCGAGCACCGCUUCAACAGGCUCACCCCAGGGAAGAAGUACCGCGUCAGAGUCCAGACGCUGAGUGGCGGCGUAGCCAGCGAAGGAGCCGUUGGAGAGGGCCGAACGCGUCCGGCGGCAGUGAGCGAGCUGGUCGUCAUGGGCAACAGCACGAGCAGCCUGACGUUCGGCUGGGUGCCCCCGCUGGGUGACUUUGAGGGCUACAACAUCUCCCUUUACGACAGCAGCGGCACCCUCCGAAACAGUGGCCACGCUGGACGUAAUGCACUCCACAGCUCCUUCGUGGCCCUGCAGCCGGGGACCCAGUACAAGAUAGUGGUCCUGACCUGCAGUGGGGAGCAGACGAACGCCUCAUCCAUCUGGGCUAGAACAGUGCCUGCCCCUGCUACAGCUCUCCAGGCCCAGAAUCGGAACCAGACGAACAGCUUGUGGCUGAGCUGGGAGCGGCCGGCGGGUCACCUGAGUGGCUAUCUGUUGUUUGUCUACGGCGCCAACGGCUCCCAGCAAGCCGAGCAGCAGCUCUCUGCUGAGCAGAAGGAACACCUCAUUCAGAGCCUCCUCCCUGGGCGACUCUACAGGGUGGCGCUCCUCACCCUCAGUGGGAAGCUGAGCAAUGCUGCCUCUGUCGAGGGACGGACCGCCCCUGAACCCCCUACAUCACUGUCUUUCACGGGGGUCACCAACAGCUCUGCAGAGCUUACCUGGAGCAACCCCGUUACCAGUGACUAUGACAGCUUUGACCUGCAGUGGAUGCCUCGUGACCCGCUGUCCAUCUUCAACCCCUAUGGCACCCCGGGUUCCAGCAGCCGUAUCUUCAGGGGUUUGUACCCGGGACGACUCUACACCUUCAGCAUUCGCACCGUGAGCGGGGGAAGGGUCAAGGGCAGCCCUCCUGCCUACAGUCAGCCAAUUCACAAGAGUAUCCGGACAAAACCUGGACGACUGCAGCACAUCCACUGCCACCCACAGAGCUCCACAUCCAUUUCCUGUGCGUGGAGCGCCCCGGAAUCCGACUACGACUCAUACGCUGUAGAGUGCAUGCGGCAGGACUUGCGCACCCGUGUCUUCUCACACCGCGCCACGCGUGACAGCACACUCUACGUCAUCUCCCAACUGGAUCCUCACCGACUCUACACCGUUUCUGUGAGGGUCAUUUCUGACGGCGCCGUCAGUGACGCGGCCGAGGACAGUGUGGUCACCAUGAUCGACCGCCCCCCACUUCCACCACCAAACACCCGGGUUAGCGAGACGGCAGCCCGCGUCAAGCAGUCUGCCAUCAGCUUCCAGUUCAACUGCAGUUGGUUCAGUGACGUCAAUGGAGCCAUCAAGUUCUUCGCUGUCAUCGUGGCGGAGUCUGAUGACAAAGCGAUGGUGCAGCCGGACCAGCAGCACCCAUUACCUUCAUAUGCACACUACAAGCGCAACAGCUCUAUCAAGGUCUACCAGACAAGCUACUUCCAGAGCCCCUGCUCUGAGGAGCCCGAGAGUGGGGAGCAGGUCAUUGAUAUUAAUCUGGGCACAGGCAUGGAGGCCCUGGGAGGGCGUUGUGAUCCAGACCCCGACCAGAACCAGAAUUCUUUCUGUGAUGGACCACUGAAAUCCAAAACUGCCUAUAGGCUCAGCAUCCGCGCUUUCACAAAGCUCCUGGAUGAGGAGCGUAGGGAGUUCCCCCAGCCGCUGUACACUGACACCUUCCUGUCCCUGCCCCUGGUCACCGAGGCAGAGCCUCUGAACGGAGUCAUCAAGGGCAUCAGUGCUGGUAUGUUCCUCAUUGCCAUGGUGAUCGGGGUCACUGCGCUACUCAUCUGCCGCCAGAAAGUUCGCAAAGUGAGUGUACGGGAGCGGACGAUGGUUCGGGUGGGCAUGCGGAGAGAGAGGCCCUCAUCGGGGAUGCUGCUCGGUGUGAGAAGUAAUCGCCGGAUUUCAAGCCCCAUUAAAGCUGUGCACUUUGAGUACCAUCUCGCCAAACUCAUGGCCGACUCCAACUACCUCCUGUCUGAGGAGUUUGAGGACCUCAGAGAUGUUGGCCGGAACCAGCCAUAUGACACGGCACUUCUACCGGAGAACAGAAGCAAGAAUCGAUACAACAAUAUACUGCCCUACGACUCAACGAGAGUGAAGCUGUCCUACGUGGAUGAUGACCCAUGCUCUGACUACAUCAACGCAAGCUACAUCCCAGGCAACAACUUCAGGCGGGAGUACAUCGCCACACAGGGCCCAUUACCAGGCACAAAGGACGACUUCUGGAAGAUGGUUUGGGAGCAGAACGUGCACAACAUUGUCAUGGUGACACAAUGUGUGGAGAAGGGCAGGGUGAAGUGUGACCACUAUUGGCCCUACGACCAGGACCCCUUGUACUAUGGAGACCUCAUCGUGCAGAUGCAGGCAGAGUCUGUGCUGCCGGAAUGGACUAUUCGUGAAUUUACCAUCUGCAGCGAGGACCAGCUGAGGUACAACCGGGUGGUCCGGCAGUUCCACUACACCGUGUGGCCUGAUCAUGGCGUGCCUGAGACCACGCAGUCACUCGUCCAGUUCGUGAGGACUGUCAGGGACUACAUCAACCGCAGCCCUGGCUCUGGGGGCACAGUUGUUCACUGCAGCGCCGGGGUGGGCCGGACGGGCACCUUCAUCGCCCUGGACCGGGCCCUGCAGCAGCUCGAUGCCAAAGACACCGUGGAUAUCUACGGCAUCGUGUUUGAUCUGCGUCUCCACCGCUCCCACAUGGUGCAGACCGAGUGCCAGUACACCUACCUGCACCAGUGCGUGAGAGACGUCCUGAGGGCCCGAAAGCUGCGGCAUGAGCAGGAGAACCCCUUGUACCCCAUCUACGAGAACGUGGCUCCUGACUACCACAGAGACUUUGUGUACACGAGACGCUAAGGCUGCUGACUCCCGCCCAGCACAUGAGGAUCCAGCUUCUGCAGCUGUCUUCACACUACAGAGAUGCAGGAAGUUUUUACAUAGUCAGUUAUUUUUAUAGAAUUAUUGUAUAUUUUCCCAGCAGCCUUUCAAUAGAUUUUAAAGAUAUUUAAGUGUCACAGAGUAUUGCAUAUUUGCAUCUAUAUUUUUUUCUAUGCAUUUGCUGAUCUCUGGGUUUAUAACAGGAAUGUAUCACAUAAGCUAUUACAUGGUUUGCACAUAAUUGUUCAACUUUUGAAAACCAAUCACUGAGUGACAGACAUGCUGGAGACUAUGUUCAGUGCCUUGCCCAUGGUGCCAAAGUGGGAAUAAUGCACGUGAAAAAGCAGCACAUUUCCGAGCACUUAUUUUGCAGUGGGAAAGUUAGAUCUGAAAGCAAAGCGACCGGUGGAGGUCCCCUGUCACUGAGUUCAAACUGUGAGUCAUGCUCAUGCUUGUAGAAUAUGUGUAAUGUGCAUUUCCGCACAUUAAGUCUGUAAAUUCCGGUAUGGAAACACAAAAAAAAAAAAAAAAA
Molecule: messenger RNA, 8977 nt
Organism: Scleropages formosus (Asian bonytongue)
Lineage: Eukaryota; Metazoa; Chordata; Actinopteri; Osteoglossiformes; Osteoglossidae
Product: receptor-type tyrosine-protein phosphatase beta-like
Exons: 34
Coding region: 52-8424 (2790 amino acids)
Biological process (GO): peptidyl-tyrosine dephosphorylation involved in inactivation of protein kinase activity; angiogenesis
Cellular component (GO): signaling receptor complex
Molecular function (GO): cadherin binding; protein tyrosine phosphatase activity
Source: RefSeq, a predicted model, not a curated record